AUGCUCUUCGUCGCAGCGCUCGCGUCACUGUGCCUGCACGCGCCCGUCGUCCAGCCCGCGCUUCCGCUCGCGGCCCGCCUACCCAGUCCCUUUUGCUGCGUGCCGUCCGAACCGGCUGCAUCGCCAUCUCCUCCAUCGCCGCCUCCACUGCCGCCGUCGCUGCUGCCUGCCGCGCUGCGCCACCCGCUCGCGCAAAUGGGCGUCUGUCUCGCCGGGUAUGGCCUCCACGUGGCCGUUCUAUCGCGUCGACAUCUCGCCAUCGGCUCGCUCCGCGUCGGCCUCGACACCCUGGCCGGCCUCGCGGUGCUUGGCGCAGCGGCGAGGCACCGCACCGCACGCGGUGCGGGUGCUGUGCCGGCUUGGCUUCUCGGCGAGGUUGAUCCGACGGAUGGUUCGGACGCUGGGCGGCACUGCCUCGACCUGCGCAGCGAGCCCAAGGCGGCGAAACUGCGAACCGCCGCCACCGCCGCUGUGACGCUGGCGCUGCUCUACGCGCUGGUGGCACUGGGUCUGCCUCUCACUCGUUCCUCAAUGGUGGGCGCCAUCUACCUCCUCCUCGUCAAGCUCAUGGCCGCGCGCCACAACCAGCCGGGCAGGCCUUUCUUCGGGGCUGGCGGCUGGGCGCCGAUGGAGCGCGCGGUGCGGUGGAGGCUGGCGUCUCCUUGGCUGCUGCCGGUGCUCGGCGGCUACGUCGCGUCAGUCGGCAUCUUCAACCUCGUGGAGCCGCUCAAUCAGGUGGAGCGCAAACACCCGCCGUCCUUUGGCCCGCCUGGCGCGAUACGCUCGCUGCUCGUCAAUGCGGCGACUCCGUGCAUCGGCGCGCCGCUCUUCGAGGAGGUGCACUCGCGUGCCUUUGUGAUGCAGGCGCUUACGAGCGCCAUGCCACUCCGGCUGGCGCUACUCGCCAACGGGGCACUCUUCGGUGCGCAGCACCUGCAAGCCGGGCUCGUGCUGCCGCUUGCCGCGAUGGGCUACUUCUGGGGCGUGCUCUACGCCCUCUCGGGCAACUUGCUCGUCCCUGUCGCCGUGCAUGCGCUCUGGAACUCGCGCAUUUUCCUCGGCUCGGCGCUAGCCCUUUGA
Emiliania huxleyi CCMP1516 is the source of this 1080-nucleotide messenger RNA. Its product is annotated as putative abortive infection protein. The transcript is spliced from 5 exons. Lineage: Eukaryota; Haptophyta; Isochrysidales; Noelaerhabdaceae. Gene Ontology annotation, cellular component: membrane. The coding region runs from base 1 to 1080 and encodes 359 amino acids. The record is from RefSeq and is a predicted model, not a curated record. Gene Ontology annotation, molecular function: metalloendopeptidase activity. Gene Ontology annotation, biological process: CAAX-box protein processing.